CGGGCGCCUCGCUCCCCUGCCGCCGGCCGCGGCGCUGCUCAGCCUGCUGUUCGCCGGGAUGCAACUGGCCGCGGCGUUCCCCUCCUGGAGGUUAGAGGAAGAAGCUCACACCACUGUUCUGCUCAUCGGGAUCCGCAAAGAGGCCCGCUCACAAGUGCUCCACCUCUCCAGGAACAAGCGUUACACCCUGACCCCAGAGCAGCUCAAAUGGGACAAGUUCAAGCUCACAUACAAGUUGCUCUCCUUCCCCACCAACCUGAUCAACGCCAGCGACACGCGGCGGGGCAUCGCCAAGGCCUUCGCCAUGUGGAGCGACGUGUCGCCCUUCACCUUCCGGGAGGUUCCGGCCGACGAGGAGGCCGACAUCAAGAUCGGCUUCUACCCGGUCAACCACACGGACUGUUGGCAGUCCUACCUGCACCACUGCUUCGACGGCAUCACGGGGGAGCUGGCUCACGCCUUCUUCCCGCCGACCGGCGAGAUCCACUUCGACGACCACGAAUACUGGAUUCUGGGAGACAUGCGCUUCAGCUGGAAGAGAGGGGUUUGGCUGACCGAUCUCGUCCACGUGGCCACUCACGAAAUCGGCCACGUGCUCGGACUCAUGCACUCCAUGGACCCCAAAGCGAUAAUGCACUUGAACGCAACGCUGACGGGCCGCAAGCGCAUCACGCAGGAUGAGGUUUGGGGUUUGCACCGUCUCUACGGAUGUUUGGACCGGUUAUUUAUCUGUCCUGCCUGGGCUCGGAAAGGCUAUUGCGACAGCAAGCGCAGGCUGAUGCAGAAGCACUGCCCCUCCAGCUGCGAUUUCUGUUACGAGUUCCCGUUCCCCACGGCCCCUCCGACGCCGACUCCUCCGAGGACCAAACACAAGCUGGUCAUCGAGGGCAAGAAGCUGACUUUUCGUUGCGGGAAAAAGAUUGCGUCCAGGAGAGGCAAAGUAUACUGGUACAAAGACGGCGAGCUGCUGGAGUACUCCCGCCCCAACUACAUCUCCCUGAAAGACGACCACAUCACCAUAGUGGCCAACGCCAUCAACGAGGGCCUGUACACCUGCGUCGUGCGGAAAAAGGACAAAGUUCUCACCAACUACUCCUGGAGGGUACGCGUGCGCUUCUGAGGGCCCCGUCAGCUCCCCUGCAUGCCGAACAGGACACAAACAGGGCACAUAUUUCAGUUUUUGUCGUUUUUUUUCUCCAUCCCCUUUUAUUGUAUCAUUCGCAUAGCAUUAUCUACUGUUGACCCAUUUUUUAAUGCAAAUGUCACGGACGCUCGGUCAGAGGCGGUGCUGGUGCAGAAAACGCUCCACCUGAAUGUGAAAAGCUGUUCAAGGCAGACCGGGAGGUUUGCAUUUUUUAUUUGACUGAGCAGAUCCGGACAGCUGUUUUGGGAUAAGUACAUCUUCUGUGCCUUCGCCCAAUCGGGACUUCUUCCAGGAUCUUGCUGCUAAAAGAGCCCUGAGGUCAGAGGUCACCCCUGGAUGCAAGGGGGGAGCCUGAGAAGAGCGGAGUUCAUUUAGUUACAAAGUGUUAUAAUCAAUGUCUUUUUUUUACAUAUAGUCUGUUUAAGCUCAUUUCAUACUGGUCGAACUAAUUUGGUACCACUGGAAAAGUUGAUCCGGGAGGAGAGCUCAACUAAAUUAGUCCCCGAAUUUGUCAUCUCAAAUAAAAGAAAUAAAAAA
Menidia menidia (Atlantic silverside) is the source of this 1681-nucleotide messenger RNA. The record is from the annotation of a GenBank genome assembly. NCBI's taxonomy places the organism in Eukaryota, Metazoa, Chordata, Actinopteri, Atheriniformes, Atherinopsidae.